UUCUGUAGAAUGGAGAUCUAGAAAUAGGAUUAUUGUGGUGACAACUGUUCUAGAUAUGAAACUUUAAUUCCCCUAAAAACUAUUGCAUCAGCUUACACGCUGGGCACCAGAAUAAGACAGCAUUUAUUUCCUCGUUCCUUUUGACUACUAUAUAGCCUGUGUCUUUUUUGCAAAAUUUGAUCCAGGAAUAACCUUUUCAUUUUCCAGAAAUCUCAGUGGAAACUCCCUGACUGAAUUACGAAAAGACUCCUUUGCAGGCCUGCUGUCCCUGGAGUACUUAGAUUUAUCCUGCAAUAAAAUACAUUCAAUUGAAAGAGGGACAUUUGACUCACUACCCUUUUUGCAGUUUGUAAAUCUUCGUUGCAAUUUUGUUUCUCAGAUCAGCUACGGAACAUUUCAUGCAUGGCGUGGGAUGCAGUUUUUACAUCAAGUAGUCCUCAACAAUAACCCUCUGACAACUAUCGAAGAUCCAUCUUUUUUUAAAUUACCAGCAUUAAAACACCUAGACUUGGGAUCAACACACGUGCCCCCUGCAGUGCUGGAGAACAUCCUCACCAUGACUCUGGAGUUGCAAAAACUGAUCUUGCCGAGCCACAUGGCCUGCUGCCCCUGCCAAAUUAAGAGUGAUAUCGAGCUUGUGUGCCCGACAGUCAAGCUGCACUGUGACGGCACCUGUCUGUCCAACACCAUGCAGUGCCAUGAGUCUCCUGAGAAAUCUGAGAGCCCAUGGUGACAUUUUUAUUUGGUUUUCACUUUUUGAUAUUGAGCUGGCGGAAUUACAUGUUUAAGUAAUGGUGUCCUUGCUGUAGUUGUCCUCAUGCAGCCUGAAUUUCUAGGCUGCUGCCUUGGUGCAAUCACAUUCUCAGUUCUUGUCCAGGGAUUUAAGCAGACCACUGUGGCAGAUGCACAAGGAACAGGAAUAAGAAAUGGAGGGAAGGGAGC
Molecule: messenger RNA, 942 nt
Organism: Heterocephalus glaber (naked mole-rat)
Lineage: Eukaryota; Metazoa; Chordata; Mammalia; Rodentia; Bathyergidae
Source: RefSeq, a predicted model, not a curated record